Fusarium mangiferae is the source of this 579-nucleotide messenger RNA. RefSeq names its product putative Arp2/3 complex subunit ARC18. Lineage: Eukaryota; Fungi; Ascomycota; Sordariomycetes; Hypocreales; Nectriaceae. Gene Ontology annotation, biological process: Arp2/3 complex-mediated actin nucleation; regulation of actin filament polymerization. The record is from RefSeq and is a predicted model, not a curated record. Bases 1 to 579 code for a protein of 192 amino acids. The transcript has 3 exons. Gene Ontology annotation, molecular function: actin filament binding. Gene Ontology annotation, cellular component: cytoskeleton; Arp2/3 protein complex.
AUGCCGGCAUACAACUCCGUUUUCAACAAUGAUCCCAACAUCCCCCGCAUAAUCGGCAACUUCCCUCUCCUCCCUCUCCGUACCAAGACCAGAGGCCCUGCCUACACCCUCCCCAACCCCUCGCCGCCUCUGCCGGCCAACGAGUCUCCCGACCCCGACAGUGAGAGCUACGAUAUCCUCGACGAGGUCCUCGCCCUCUUCCGCGCCAACACAUUCUUCCGAAACUUUGAGAUUCAGGGCCCUGCCGACCGUCUGCUCGUGUAUGGAAUCUGGUUUGUCAGCGAUUGUCUGACAAAGAUCCGACCCCAGGCUUCUCUGCGUGAUGCCCAAAAGGAUGUUUUGAACUUGGCGCUUGACCUUAACUUUGCUAUUCCCGGAGACCCUGCAUGGCCUCUCAACCAGAUGUACGAGGCCCCUAGGGACAGACAAGAAGCGGAGCAGCUUAAGCAAUAUAUGUCGCAGGUUCGACAGGAGCUCGCGUCACGAUUACUCGCUAGGGUAUAUGAUGAGGACGAGACUAAGCCUAGCAAGUGGUGGUUGAGCUUUACCAAGAGAAAGUUCAUGGGUAAGUCUCUGUAG